GUGCCUUUAAUUUCUGUCAGGCCAGAAAUAUACAAGAGAAGUCACGGAUCAAAACAUGAGGGGUCAUCUGUGACUUUGUUCAUCGUAAACAAGUGUAUAAAAAGUUAUGUUGCAAGUCUUUGAUAGAGGCGGAUCUUAGCAAUAAAACAUGGUGAGUUAGUAUUGAUUAUAUCGAUGCUACCGUGAAAGGAUAGCUUACUGCAUUGAAGUGUUUAGACAAGAGCAGAAGCUUUAGAAUUGCGUUAGUAAAGCUGGCUAGCCAGCCAGUUAGCUAACUAGCGACUGUAGCAGCAUACUAGUGAAAGUGAGCAAGCUGAUAGAGUGUGUGUAACUACGACUAACAGCCAUACAGUUGGUGGCUAGCUAACAUUACUCAUCCUAGACCCCUGACGCAUAAAUGGUUAACGUUACAGCUAGAAACAAAUAGCAGCAUGACUACUGCAGCGCCAUCAUGUGGAAACCAUUAAGGCCAGUUCCAUGGUGGCAGUGGGGCUCACCCUAGCAGCAGCUGGAUUUGUAGGUCGCUAUGCCAUGCAGGCCAUGAAACACAUGGAACCCCAAAUGAAGCAAGCUAUGCAGAGUUUUCCCAAAUCGGCUUUUGGUGGUGGAUACUACAGAGGUGGAUUUGAUCCCAAAAUGAACAAGAGAGAGGCGUCGCUCGUUCUAGGAGUCAGUCCCACAGCUAACAAGACCAAGAUCAGAGAAGCCCACAGAAAACUGAUGAUUCUUAAUCACCCCGAUAGAGGUGGAUCACCAUAUCUUGCAGCUAAAAUAAAUGAAGCAAAGGAUUUACUUGAUGGACAACUAAAGAAAUAGAUCAGAUAAUCACAUUGCACUUGGUUUUUCUUAUUAAUUGUGCCCAAAUAAAUAAUGUAAGAGAUCAAACUCA
Oncorhynchus kisutch (coho salmon) is the source of this 889-nucleotide messenger RNA. RefSeq names its product DnaJ (Hsp40) homolog, subfamily C, member 19 (gene dnajc19). Gene Ontology annotation, biological process: protein import into mitochondrial matrix. Gene Ontology annotation, cellular component: PAM complex, Tim23 associated import motor. NCBI's taxonomy places the organism in Eukaryota, Metazoa, Chordata, Actinopteri, Salmoniformes, Salmonidae. The record is from RefSeq and is a predicted model, not a curated record. Bases 478 to 816 code for a protein of 112 amino acids. The transcript has 6 exons. Gene Ontology annotation, molecular function: ATPase activator activity.